GCAACUUGUGACUCGUCUUCCGCCUACUGUCCCAGGACAGUGCGUGCAUGAUCUGCUGCGAUGUGGAUCAGCGUAGCAAUAGUUUGUGCAGUUUUACUUGCACUCAUUUUAAAAUACAUCUUUACCACGCCGGGGCCCAAUCCUUUUGCGAGGGACAGUCGAGAACCGGUCAGAGGAAUCGUGCCCAGAAAGGAGAAAAACAAAGUGCUGAAGCAAGGUUUUGUUGCCAGUAAAGUUCCAGAUAAUUUGGAUGCGGUGGUAAUCGGCAGUGGUAUCGGUGGGCUGGGGGUCGCCGUGCUUUUGGCCAAAGUUGGGAAGAGAGUCCUGGUUCUGGAACAACAUGAUCGGGCCGGAGGAUGCUGCCACACUUUCACUGAGAAGGGAUUCGAGUUUGACGUUGGUAUCCACUAUAUUGGAGACUUGCUGGAGCACAAGCCUUUCAGAUGUAUGCUGGACCAGAUGACCAAUGGCCAGCUGCAGUGGGAGCCGCUGGAUAACCCCUAUGACUGGGUGGUACUGGGACCCCCCGAAAACCGCCGCCGUUACCCCAUCUACAGCGGAACCACACGUUUCUCACAGGAGCUCAAGAAGUGCUUCCCUGGAGAAGAGAAGGCCAUAGACGAGUACAUACGACUGUGCAAGAAAACUGGACGAGGCAUCUGGUUUUUGGCUCUGUUGAAGCUCAUCCCCAGUCCCAUUGCCAAGUUCCUGGUCUACACCGGCCUCUGCAGACGCCUCUCCUCCUUCUUUGAAAUGGCCGACCGCAGCCUGACUGAAGUGGUCAACGGACUGACCGAAAACAAAGACCUGAGAGCUGUUUUCACCUACAUCUUUGGCACUUAUGGAAACAUACCCAAGGAUGCCAGUUUCUCUAUGCACAGUCUGCUCAUCACCCACUACCUGAACGGUGCAUGGUAUCCGAAAGGGGGCGCCACUGAGAUAGCGUACCACAUGAUCCCCAUCAUCGAGAAGGCGGGAGGAGCUGUUUUAGUCCGUGCUCCAGUCAACCGAAUCCUGUUCAACAGUGACAAAGAAGCUAUCGGUGUGAGUGUGAUGAAAGGCCAGGAGGAGGUCCAUAUCCAUGCUCCAAUGGUCAUCUCUGACGCUGGGAUCUUCAACACCUACCAGAAACUGCUGCCCAAGGAGCUGCAGGCCAUGCCAGAGAUCCAGAAGCACCUGAGUUUUAUGAAGAACGGGGAAGGCGGCCUGAGUGUGUUCGUGGGGUUGGAUGGGUCCAAGGAGGAGCUCGGCCUUAAAGCAAACAACUACUGGAUCUUUAAAGAAAACAACUUUGACGAGCUUGUGGAGGAGUAUAUGAACGGCGACAAGGAGGAGUCUGCUAAAAACGUGCCUCUUCUGUUUGUCGCAUCUCCAUCGGCUAAAGACCCCAUCUGGCAGGAACAGAAUCCAGGGAAGUCCACAGUGAGCCUGGUCAGCUUUGCCAACUACUCGUGGUUUGAGGAGUGGAAGGACGGGAAAGUGACAAACAGAUCUCCAGAAUAUAAAGAGUUAAAGCAGGCCUUUAUCGACUCUAUCCUGGAUGUGGUGAUGGACGUGUUCCCCAAAAUCACCAGAGACAAGAUUGAGUACGUUGACGCUGGCACCCCCAUCACAAACACUCACUACAUCGGCGCUCCUAAAGGUGAGAUCUACGGAGCGGACCACGGGAAGGAACGCUUCAGCCCCGAGCUCAAUGCAACCAUCCGCCCCAAAACGCCACUCAAGAAUCUCUAUCUGACAGGUCAGGAUGUGUUCCUGUGUGGUUUUGCCGGAGCUUUGGCCGGAGCUUUGACCUGCGGCUCGGUCAUCCUCAAACGCAAUCUCCACUUAGAUGCCAUCGCUCUGGCCAAGAGAACCAGAUUCAUGAAACAGAAGGGAGAGUAGACACUAGAGCAAAUAAUGCAAAAAUGAAUGGAAUAGAUUGGCUCACGUGACCUCACAAUAUUCUAUGUAAAAUCUCCAUAGUUUAACACUGAGCUGUUGAACGCUUAAGAUCUCUGUAAUUAUCGGGACUAUCCACAUGAAACCUAAACUGUCAGAGAAGUUUAAUGUCUUCUCUGUUUGCACAAAUGAACAACAAGGACAUUAUUUUUUCACAGCAGCUUCACACAUCAGUGUGUUAUGCAAAAACAACAGCCUUUUUGUUAUUUAUUCAUAACAUUUUGCAGAAAAAUUGCAGAAUGAACAAUUUGACGAGUUAUACACAGUACUAGGGUGAUCAGACGACCCCAUUGACCCAGGAUAGUCCCAUUUUUGAGCCCUGUGUCCCAUGUUCGAGCAGAUGUAUAAAACUGGGACAAAUCACUGGUUUUGGAUACAAGAUAUGUGCCAGGUAUCCCUAUUUUUGACCAAUUUCAUAGUCUCUAACAGUAAAGAAAGGAAUAUAUUGCCGUUUGUUAAGUUAAAGUACUUCCCUGGUAUCCAGAACACACACUUCGUCAAUACUUUUCAAAGAUGUGAGUCUGGUCACCGGUGAAUCUCCCCAUUUCAAAUGGGUGUGACUGACAGGUGGAUUAGCCAGUCAGUGAUACGCAUGGUCUAUCCGUAUUGGAAAAAAAUAAAAGGGAAAAAAUAUCACAGGGGGCUGAAAAAAAUGUCUGUAGAAUCAAUGAGUGAAGCUUAAACUCUGUUUAUCUGAGGUGAGAGAAAUGUGAAUUUAUUUUUAAAUCAUAGGUGACCAAUGAGCUCCUUCGUUUCACAUGUGUCACUGAAAUAAACAAAUCUGAUUGGACAAUCACGUUUGACAGGUCUUGAGACGCAACGGAGGACGUGAAGACCAGACUCAUAUCAAUCUGUAUAAAAAUAUUCUGGAUUUGAUGGGCAACUAAAAUACAGAUAAAUGUGCUUAAAAAUGAGCAGAAGACAAAAAAUAAAAUCCACAGUUGUUUUACCUGAGCAAGCAAUAAUAAUAAUAAAAAUAGACUCUAAACAUUGUGCCUGUGAACUUUGUGGCCUAAUAUAUUAAACAUUUGAAAUGGAACUGGC
Molecule: messenger RNA, 2985 nt
Organism: Periophthalmus magnuspinnatus
Lineage: Eukaryota; Metazoa; Chordata; Actinopteri; Gobiiformes; Gobiidae
Gene: retsat.2
Product: retinol saturase, tandem duplicate 2
Exons: 11
Coding region: 61-1884 (607 amino acids)
Molecular function (GO): all-trans-retinol 13,14-reductase activity
Source: RefSeq, a predicted model, not a curated record